Protopterus annectens (West African lungfish) is the source of this 834-nucleotide messenger RNA. Its product is annotated as alveolar macrophage chemotactic factor-like. Gene Ontology annotation, molecular function: CXCR chemokine receptor binding; chemokine activity. The record is from RefSeq and is a predicted model, not a curated record. Gene Ontology annotation, cellular component: extracellular region. NCBI's taxonomy places the organism in Eukaryota, Metazoa, Chordata, Ceratodontiformes, Protopteridae. The transcript is spliced from 4 exons. Bases 46 to 336 code for a protein of 96 amino acids. Gene Ontology annotation, biological process: cellular response to lipopolysaccharide; inflammatory response; chemokine-mediated signaling pathway.
UUGAAGCCCAAGACAUCACAGGAAGUAAGAGGAACACACAACACAAUGACAAGAAACCUGGUGAUCAUUGCUUUAAUAGCUGCCUCUUUGGUUUCAGCACAACAUAUCACAUUUGAUGGCACUAGAUGUUUAUGUCACAGAACCAGGAGUAAAUUUAACAUUCCUCCAAAUGUAAUUAAGAAUGUAGAAAUAUUUCCUGCAUCUGCUUCUUGUGAGCAUAUGGAGAUUAUUUUAAAUUUGAAAAAUGGAAGGCAAAUCUGCUUGGAUCCCAGCAGUCAAAAGAUAAGAAAUAUGAUUCAUCUCUUAAGAAAGAAGAAUAAAGAAACCAUGCAAUGAAGCGAUAUAAUAACACUACACCUCCUUGGAAAAAGACUUUCCUGUAAAAGCGGAACAUUUAUUUAUUUCCUCUUUUGUUCUCUGGGAACAUAUUUCUGUAUCAUCUGUAACUUAUUCAGUGAAACUUAUUUAACACCUGCUAUAGAAAGAUUUUUUCAGAUAAGUGUAAUAUAAAACACUAAACGCAUACAGUCACAUUUCUUUUUGCAUGUGCUUAAUUAUAUAUAAUAAAGCUGUAAUAUAUAACAUGUAAUUAAUACCGAAAGGAAGUAAUAUGAUGCAAUGUUAAAAUGUAACUCAGUGGGAAUUGUUACAAAGUAAAGGAAAAUAAGUGAUAGAAAACUAUUUAAUGUAAUACUUAUAUACAAUGUAUAGAUUUUGUAAUACAGACUAUGUGAACGUCUUCAAAAUUAAUAGAAAAUGUAUGGUAUUUUAGGUGUUUAAAAUAUAUGCAUCAAAUAGAGAUUAAGAAAUGUCUGCCAAUAAAUAUUUAUUUUU